GCACAACUCAUUCGGUCGUAUGAUAACAAAUGAUAAAUCGUAUGAUAAACUCACUCUUUUGAAGAAGCCGACCUAAUUUGAAACCGAAACCAAAACUGGAGUUUUGGCAUACCAAAUUCUUUCUGUAUUUGGUCCUCGCAGUCAGUGCUAUCGACAAACGCAUCGAACAACAUGGCUUUCCGUCGCCCUUUUUUGCGGCUUGCCAAGUCGACAAAUUUCCCCUGAUUUUUUCGGGCAUACUGCUUUUAAUUGGACGUUUCUAUGGCCUAGCUGUUUAUUUCCUCGAAUCUACCGGGAAACGAUGAGUGCAGAUAUCGAAAGCUUCAUCAGCAAGAACUGUCCAUGGGGAAAACUUCCCGACAGUGCAAAACUGCUCCUGGGAAAUUCAGAAAAAGAGUACGAAAAAAGCGUUCUUCAGUACAGCAUAAAAAACCAGCUUAGGUUUCGUGGAAAUCUUGUGCGGUCGUUUCAUCGAGACGAAAAGUCCUACUACGAGAACGUGCUGCAGUACAGCCGCAGCCACCUGAUGCUCUACCCGUACCACCUGUCGGACUACAUUGUGACGAGGAUGAGGAUCACGCCGUUCCAGUACUACAUUUCUGUCAUGCAGGAUUUGAUGGAGCAAGAGCGAAGCUACGAUUCGUUGCCCAACUUCACCGCCACCGACUGCCUGCGGCUUCUCGGCAUUGGCCGCAAUCAGUACAUCGACCUCAUGAACAAGUGCAGGUCAUCAAAGAAAUUUUUUACUGUGCGGCGGAAAUCGGUGCGUGACCUGCUGCCUUCGAAGCCUGUUUCCGAUGUCCCCAUCGAACCCUGGUGGGUGAUCAGCGUCGGCUACGUGACUGAGGACGACAUCAAGAUGGUGACGCCAUCGGAGAAGGAAAUCGUUGACAAAGUGAUCGACGACGGUCCACAGAGAGCUGGCACGCUGAAAGAAGACGACGUGAGGAGUUUGUACGUCAAGGGUCUGGUCUACCUGGAUGUUCCGAUGGACGACCACGACUGCAUUUCAGUGCCUCCCCUUGAGGGGUUUGUUAUGAACAGAGUUUUAGGAGACUAUUUUGAAACCCUGCUGUACAAAAUUUUUGUGUCCAUCGAUGGCAACACUCCCCUCUCGGAGCUUGCCACUGUGCUACAAAUAGACCUACAACUUGUUAAGAAUGCGGUGUCAAUGUACUGUCGUCUGGGCUUUGCCCUCAAGAAGAACAAGGAUGUCUCGAACCUCGACCCUUCCUGGUUGACCGUCAACUCCAAGAGCAUCAAGUCGAACACGAGGGAGGUGGAGGAGUUCAUGUCGGUGCUUCACACGGAAGUGGAGAAGGAAGGGAGCCUCGUGGGGGAGCCCAACCCCUCUCCGGACUCUGCGAGCCUCGACGAAUCCGCAUCCCAAGACUUGUCCGUGGGGAACCGGGUGAAGCGGAUUGGGUUCCUAUUCGACUCUAACCUCACCGCUUUCCUCAUGAUGGGGAACCUGUCCCUGGGCUUGAAGAGCCAUGCUGUGACCAUGUUUGAAGUGGGAAAACUAUCCGACGAAUCGCUGGACAGCUUCCUGAUGGAGCUGAAAAAGGUGGGGGACGCGGGCGAGGGAGAGGCGCAGCGCUACUUCGACCACGCGCUGACGCUUCAGGACACGGUGCGGUUUUUGCGCAACAAUGCGUCCAUCUCGCCCGAGGGCCCUGCGGCGGGGGAGGCGGCAACGCCCACCUCAGGGCUGGGCCUCGACCUCGUGCGCUGCGAGAGUCUGCAGAACCUCGAUGCGGAGACGUGCGCCCGGCUGCUCAACAAGAACUACGCGUUGCUGGUUUCGAUGGCACCGCUCAGCAACGAGGUGAGGCCAGUUACCAGCUGUACGCCUCCGCACCUGGGACCCGCCAUUCCAGAGGUGAACUCAUCCUGGUUUAAGCUGUUCAUCUACUUCGUGUCCGGGCGUGGCCCUCCCUCGCUGCUCGUCUGCAAGGGCACCAGGCUCAGGAUGCUGCCCAGCGUUCUACAGGACCACGACAAGCUUCUAGUCACAACGUGGGGUCACGACCCGGGGACUGUUCCCACAUCAUGCUCCCUGAUCACCCUCAACGAUGCCCUCACUCACUCUGCUGUCCUCAUUCAGGCCCAAGGGGUGAUGGGCAGUCAAGUGCACAUUCCAUUCCCCUUCAACAAAGAGGAGGAAAACGAGAAAGGGAACAAGCUGGUGAACCACCCGGCCGUGGAAAGUCUCGCGGAGGAGCUCCGGCUGCGGCUCUCGUGCGGCUACAUGACGCUGAUGCGGAUGCGGACCUCGGAAGCGGACGACGACGUGCCCAACCUGGACGACUGGACGCUGCUCGACUGCUGCUUCGGGGUUCCACUUUUCGACAACGCCCUCAACAAGGACAUCUGUGCCCGCAUCCUCGACCACAACCUCUGCUCCGCGGACAACCUCAAGUUACUGGUGGAUAGCAACAGGAACCUUACGCAAAGGUUACUUCAGUUCAUGUCUGACUUUGGGGCGGACCCGAUGAUGGUGGACAGCGGAGAACUGCCGCUGCCCACACAGAACCUGCUCUUCCAUGACGGCAAGCUCGAAGUGUGGGACGAGUACUAACGUUGAAACCGGACCAGAAAUAAAAAAAAAUGUUUUCUAGAUA
This is a messenger RNA of Ixodes scapularis (black-legged tick), 2624 nucleotides long. Its product is annotated as protein FAM91A1. NCBI's taxonomy places the organism in Eukaryota, Metazoa, Arthropoda, Arachnida, Ixodida, Ixodidae. The transcript has 22 exons. Bases 302 to 2581 code for a protein of 759 amino acids. The record is from RefSeq and is a predicted model, not a curated record.